UGAAGUAAAGUAACCAUUAUCUUUAUUACAUACAUACAUAAAUAGUUACACUCCAUUUCUCACUUUUCCUUCUUCACUUUCUAUAUUAAGCAAAAUCUCUCAUCCUUUUGCUUCUUAAUCAAAGCCAAACACGCCUUCUAAUGGAACCACAAAGCUUUCUCUCUUUGCCAUUUUUUUGAAGUUGAAAGAAAAGAGUAAAAAAGAGAGAAAAUAACGAUCAAAGUGAAAAAUAAUGGGGAGAGGAAAAUUAGAGAUUAAGAGGAUCGAAAAUACUACAAAUCGACAAGUUACUUUCUCUAAGAGAAGAAAUGGGAUCAUGAAAAAAGCUCAAGAAUUAACUGUUUUAUGUGAUGCCAAAAUUUCUUUAAUUAUCGUCUCCAGUUCUUCUACCAAGAGAGUUUAUCACUACAUCAGUCCUGGAGCUUCGCUUAAGAAGAUGUACGAUGAGUACCAGAAGGUAGAGGGUGUUGAUCUGUGGCGUAAGCACUACGAGCAAAUGCAAGAGCAAGAGAGAAAGCUACUAGAGAUCAACACUGAACUUCGAAGAGAGAUUAGCCGAAGGAUGGGAGGCGAUCUAGAGGAGCUUAGUAUAGGAGAAUUGGGUGCUCUUCAACAACAAAUGAGUAACGCCCGACUUGUCAUUCGUGAUCGAAAGUAUCAUGUGAUCAAGAAUCAAACUGGGACAACCAGGAAGAAGGUAAGGAGCCUCGAGGAAAUUCGUGAUAACCUCCUAUUGAAUCUCGAAACCAGAUUUAAGGCCCCCGAAUUUGGUCUAGAGGAUGAUAAUAAUCAGGGUGUUUAUGAGGAUGCAGCUAAUUAUGCAAACAAUGGUGCAGCAGCCAACUUAUUUGGCGUGAGCCGACACUCUCGCCAUCAUAAUUUUCAGCAGGCACAGGCAGGAUGCUAUAGCAUUAAUUUCCAAGAUCUGCGCCUUGCUUGAAUUGCUUCAUUGCUAGGCCUUAUUCCUCACUAUGCUAGCUACAUUAACUUCCAUCAGCACCAAACAUGUUCUAUAUAUGAAUCUUAGGAUAUAUCAAUAUAAUACUAUUAUGAAGAAUUAUAUAAAAAAAAAUACUAUAAUGAAGGUUGCCUAAACAAACUUAUGUACUUCUGAGAAUUGAUAUAUACUACAAUCAUGUAAUAUUGUUAUAUGCUAUACAGUGCUAAGCAUUGCCUACCUUGUUGAAUCAAACAUGUUUAGUUUGAAUUUGUCUACUUAUAUAUUGUGCCUUUGGACAA
This is a messenger RNA of Beta vulgaris subsp. vulgaris (sugar beet), 1239 nucleotides long. Its product is annotated as MADS-box protein CMB2. Gene Ontology annotation, biological process: regulation of transcription by RNA polymerase II. Lineage: Eukaryota; Viridiplantae; Streptophyta; Magnoliopsida; Caryophyllales; Amaranthaceae. Gene Ontology annotation, cellular component: nucleus. The coding region runs from base 233 to 940 and encodes 235 amino acids. The record is from RefSeq and is a predicted model, not a curated record. The transcript is spliced from 7 exons. Gene Ontology annotation, molecular function: protein dimerization activity; RNA polymerase II cis-regulatory region sequence-specific DNA binding; DNA-binding transcription factor activity, RNA polymerase II-specific.